CCCACCCCGACCUCAAAAACACCAACCCCGCGAGCGCCACCACCACCACCACCACCAUACCAUUCCGUCCGCAGGAAUAAGGAAGCGAGCUCCCCUCCACCGGCUUCCCCGUCCCUCCUCCCAGCGAUCGCGCCUCCUCCCAGGCGUCCCAGCGGCGGUCGGGUCGCCGGGUUCGAUCGGCGCUGGUCCUGGGUCCGGGCCCUCCCAUGGCGUCGCCGGAGCAGGAGGCGGCGGUCGCCGCGGCCGUCGUGGAGGACGUGAUGCGGCAGCAGGGUGGAGGAUGCGGCGGCUCAGGAGGAGGAGGAGGAGGAGGAGACACAGUUGGGUCCUGGAGGAACCUCGACCUUGCCUGGCGCAAGGCGGAGGAAGCUGCAAUAAGAAGGUAUGAGGCAGCCAACUGGUUGCGAAGGAUAGUUGGGGUAGUGUGUGCGAAGGACCUUGCAGAAGAGCCUUCUGAGGAGGAAUUCCGUGUUGGCCUGAGAAAUGGCAUUAUUCUCUGCAAUGCACUUAAUAAGAUUCAACCUGGUGCUGUACUCAAGGUUGUGGAGGUGCCAUCGGAUUCUACUGUCCAUGCCGAUGGUACAGGUCUCUGUGCAUAUCAGUACUUUGAGAAUGUGAGGAAUUUCCUCAUUGGCCUGCAAGAUUUAGGUCUUCCAACAUUUGAGGCAUCAGACCUGGAAAAGGGUGGACAAGGUGUUCGAGUUGUAGACUGUGUUCUUGCUCUGAAGUUAUUUUGUGAUGCUAAGCAAGUGGGAAAACAAUCUCCAUUCAAAUAUGGUGGCAUUGUAAAGCCCUUGUCUGCAAAGCAUUCCAUUCGCAAGAAUAAUGAACCUUUUACGAAGGUGAUGAUGAGGAGUCACUCAGCUGAAUUACUUCGAGAUGGCAUAUCACUGGAGCAAAUAGGUCUUGAUUUUUCUCUAGAACCUACUGAAACAACUACUCCAGACUCCAUCCGGAUGCUUGUUCAAACAGUUCUCUCAGAUAAGAAACCAGAAGAAAUUCCAUCAGUUGUAGAAUCACUCUUGAGCAAAGUAAUUAAUGAAUUUGAGCGCCGUAUUGCAAGCCAGAGUGAAUUGGUGAAAGACACUAUGGAACAGGUGAAAGACACUAUGGAUACAAAUGACCGUAACUCAGUUUUGAGAAUUGACUCUCCCUUUGACACCAAUGUCAGUAAGUCAUUAUCCAGAGUGGACUCUCCACAAGUGGAGUCUACUUCCCACAGUGAUCUGGAAAAGGCCACUGAAAAAAUUAAGAUGGACGAAGUUGAGAAGAAUGCGUCGAGUCUGAUGGAAGAUGUAAGCACAUUAGUACCUGCACCACUAAGCAAUGAUAAUGUCAACAAACAUAUGCCAAAGCCAGUGAGAAAUUUUGAUCGAGAACAGAAACAGAUCCAGGAUUUGAAAAGUAACAUGUCCACUGUUAAGUCUUGCAUGGAGAAGUUAAAACUGCUGUACUCUGAAGACCUUAAAAAGCUUGGUGAUCAUUUGCGUAUUGUUUCUCAUGCGGCUUCUGGAUACCGUAAGGUUGUUGAGGAAAACCGCAAGCUUUACAACCAAAUACAAGACCUUAGAGGAAAUAUCAGAGUUUACUGUCGAGUGAGACCUUUCCUUCCUGGAAAAGUAAGUUCCUCGAGCAGUGUUGCUGGAAUAGAAGAUAGAACCAUCACACUUAUGGUACCAUCAAAAUAUGGAAAAGAUGCAAAGAAGUCUUUUACUUUCAACAGUGUCUUUGGGCCCCUGGCCACACAAGAGGAGGUCUUUACAGACAUGCAACCUUUGGUCCGUUCUGUUCUUGAUGGCUUCAAUGUUUGUAUAUUUGCAUAUGGCCAAACUGGAUCGGGAAAGACAUUUACAAUGAGUGGUCCCAAAAUUUUGACAGAAGAAGGGCUCGGUGUCAACUACAGAGCACUAAAUGAUCUAUUCAGUAUCCAGGAGCAGCGGAAAGAUACAAUUUGUUAUGAAAUUGCUGUACAGAUGAUGGAAGUCUACAACGAGCAAGUGAGAGAUCUCCUUCAGAAUGGUGGAAACAAAAAAUUGGAAAUUCGAAAUAAUUCUCAGAAAGGAAUUGCAGUUCCAGAUGCAAAUGUGGUUCCAGUCACAUCGACUUCUGAUGUAAUUGACUUGAUGAAUCUUGGCCAAAAGAAUCGUGCAGUUUGCUCAACUGCCAUGAAUGACCGAAGUAGUCGCUCCCAUAGCUGUCUGACUGUUCAUGUUCAAGGACGAGAUUUAACAUCUGGAACAGUCCUAAGAGGUUGCAUGCAUCUUGUGGAUCUAGCUGGCAGUGAAAGAGUUGAUAAAUCUGAAGUGGUAGGAGAUAGAUUAAAGGAGGCAGCACACAUAAACAAGUCACUGGCUGCAUUAGGCGAUGUGAUUGCAGCCCUAGCCCAGAAAAGCACACAUGUUCCUUACAGAAAUAGCAAACUUACUCAACUAUUACAAGACUCUCUUGGAGGACAAGCGAAAACACUGAUGUUUAUUCACAUAGCUCCAGAACCAGAUGCUAUUAGUGAGUCCAUAAGUACUUUGAAGUUUGCCGAGCGUGUUGCCACUAUUGAGCUUGGAGCAGCCAAGUCAAACAAGGAAGGAGGAGAAGUCAGAGAGCUCAAAGAACAGAUUGCUUGCCUCAGGGCAGCAUUAGCUAGGAAAGAUGGAGAUCAUGAGAGCAUACGAAGCACUCAAUCAAGCCCAGACAUAUAUAGAAUGAUAAUGGGUAAUGCAUCACCUGCAUCGAGGCACCCAAUAGAAGAUGGAAGUAUAGAGAACGACUCAGCAUUGGGAGAUUUAGCUGAGCACUCACAGUUCGGGAGCAGCAAUUCCCUGCCAGAGUUGGGAGCUGAUGGCACACAAGAUCCUGCCUUCUACCAAAGAAGCAGCCCUGAACAGCAAUGGAGCUGGUCUGGGUCUGUUGCAACAGAGGAUUCCGAUGAUUUCGAGGUUGCAACUAAUUGCUCGUCAGAUCUAGAUUGUGUGAGACCAUCUAGUGCCCCAAAAGCUUCAGGUUUAGCAAAUGGAGGGGGCUCAGCUGCAAGAAAGACCCAACUCAAGGGUGCAAAAAGUUCAGACCUUAGAGUGAAUCCUGCAAAAAGGUCAUCGCCAUUACAGAAAAAGUUGAGUGCACCCUCACCGACGCUAACCAAGAAGAGCGGAGUCGAAGCAAAGAAAACUCCAAAUGGUAAAACAGGAACCAGGAAGUAAGCAAUCCAGAUGAAACUUGGUUUUGUUGUGACCAACUUCACCAUGGUCAAGGACAGAUAAACAUGUUGAUCCUGGGUGAUGCAUUGAUGUUUGUCAGAUGAAUAUGUCAGUCCUUUUGAGAGAGGUUGCUUGAUCUUCAGCCAUAUGCUGUAAAUCACUCGUUUCAUUUUUGUUGUAGUACAGAUAGAAAACAAGCCGGAAAAACCUCCAGGAUGGGAAGAGAUCAUGGCCACAAGGAUGUUUUAACCUUCUGAUGACUUCAUGAAUCAUGAGUCACGUCCAACCCUGUGAUUGGUUGCAUGUAAAUUUUUGUGGUAUUCCUUACAGGAUGAAGAUGCUAACCAUACGUGACUUCACAAAAGAGGAUAUAAUCCUUCUAGUCCCAGAAGAUUGCCAUUUUUCAGUCAUGGUCAUGGUCAUGAAUACAUUACUUUAACAACAAUUACAUGUGCGAAAUUAAAGCUUGUGAACAAAAUUGAAUAUUUCAAAGUUUGAAA
Molecule: messenger RNA, 3691 nt
Organism: Sorghum bicolor (sorghum)
Lineage: Eukaryota; Viridiplantae; Streptophyta; Magnoliopsida; Poales; Poaceae
Product: kinesin-like protein KIN-14P
Exons: 19
Coding region: 207-3194 (995 amino acids)
Biological process (GO): microtubule-based movement
Molecular function (GO): microtubule motor activity; microtubule binding; ATP binding
Source: RefSeq, a predicted model, not a curated record